Molecule: messenger RNA, 2243 nt
Organism: Cydia fagiglandana
Lineage: Eukaryota; Metazoa; Arthropoda; Insecta; Lepidoptera; Tortricidae
Product: DNA translocase FtsK
Exons: 9
Coding region: 107-1435 (442 amino acids)
Source: RefSeq, a predicted model, not a curated record
UCUAGAGCGCGCGCCGUGGGCGGCGAUCCCCGCUUCAGUAAGAGACAGGCGCCCAAGCCGCUCGCACGAACCUGACCGCCGCACAAGCGUUGAACGAACGACCAAGAUGGCUACCGGCCCGAAGAUAGUGCACAAGCAGUUUAACUCGCCCAUCGGGCUGUACUCGCAGAGGAACAUCCAGGAGACGCUCAACAAGCACCUCUCCAACCUCGACAAUGGAGGCGUCGGGAUUGACUUCAGCAACCCGAGCACCGACAAGCCGGGCAACCUGGCGCACUCCGCCGUGCUGCGCAUGCUCGAAGAGGAGGAGCGCGGCCGCAGGAACCCCGAGAUAUUUGCAACCCGUGAACAAGCUAUAAAGAUAGUAAAAGUACAUGCAACACGCCGCUUCGACUCCUUCUGGCCGCCGGAACGCAUGGUAUCUGCCCACUGUUGGGAUGGACUGCUUAACGCUAACGGACAUAUACACACACACUUUAUGAAGCCAGAGGAAGGCAAAGGUCAGAAGAAAGUAGUGUGGCCGCCAGUGCCCGAAACUAACGGCUACCACCAACCACACCACCAGCAACAGCAGAAUCCCGCGUACAACGCACAGCACUCCCCCUCCGGGCCGCAGUACCAAACCCCACCCAAGCCCCAAUACCAUAAUAGCCCUCACUACCACGAGCAGUACCAACAGCAACCCCAGUACCAGCAGCCGCCCCAAUACCAGCAGCAGCAUAGCCCCCAGCAGAAUCAGCCGGCGUACUGCGACGGCAGACGCCAAGAGCCGACAGGGUUAAGUAAGCUGAUCCCCUUCGGGCCCGGUGUGAGCGCGUCACCGGCCCCGGCGUACCGACAAGGCCCGCCGUCCCCGGCCGCGGCCCCUUACAAACAGCCUAACUCCCGUUGGGCCCCUGUGCCAGCCCCCCUCUCUCCACAGGCGUACCCACAACAACAGCCGCAGUACUCGCCCCAGCAACAGUACUCUCAGCCACAGCAGCAGCAGCAGCAGUACCAGCAACAACAGUACUCGCAGCCCGAGUACGCCCCGCCGCAGUACUCCCCGCCGGAGUACCCCCCGCAGUACGAGUACCAGUCCCCGCAGAGGCAGUUCGAGCCCCCGCCGACGACCAUCACGCUUCGUCAGCAGCCCCCUGUGCAUCAGAAGCCACCGCCAGUCUUUGCUAGCCAACCUGCCACAGCGACUUUCAAAGGAGGUGUCAACAUGAGAGGCGAUCAGAAGUGGCCGCCCCAGUCGGUGCGCGAGGCAGUCGCUGCCGAGAAUGAGGCGCGGCUCCAACUCGCCAAGGGUCCCGCCUGCAGACCUCGCAAGGUCAAAAGAGACUACACUAGCUUCUUUGCGCAGCACGCCCUUAACCAGAGCUACCCCGGUUACCGCGUGCCCCCGGGCACGCAGCACUACGAGGACCAUUCGGGCCGAUCUUCUUAUUAGAAUCAUAGUUACUAACAUAUCUCAUAAGGCAGAAGACUACGAUAAUAGUAAUGUAAUCUGUAUUUCAUCCGUGACAAGCGAAAGUGCGCCUUAUUUCACAAUAUCAUUACGAUCAUGACAACUUAGUAAUACCACUGAAGUUUGUGUACUAAAAAACGGUAGGUACUUACCACUUAGUACCUUCUUACCUGAAAUUGUUACCUAAGCCAAAACGUGUCUUAAACUUCAUAGGGGCUGAGAGGCUAGGUAACAAACUAACAGAGACCCAUAUACCUAACAAAUCAUUGAUUCUCAAAGAAGAUCACGACAAGAAGUAGCGUAAGUACUUGUAUUGACUUUACGUAUAAAGUCUUGACGCAUGUACGCAAUUGGAUUACAUUGUAAUCUGAAUUAAAUUGUAAUCAUGUAUCAUUAAUUAGCAUAUAAGUUUAAAUUUAUUAACCACAUUGACCUACGUAUUAAUAUUUAAACGAUGAUUUCGAUGUAAUGUGCGGCUUAUUUGAAAAUACGAAAGUAAAACAAAUCUUUUAAAAUGCUUAUUAAUACCAAAUGUACAUAAUUCUUGUUUUUUUUUUAUUACAAAGUAGUACCUAUUAAAAUUAUUGAAUUGAAACCGUGCUUCGCCAAUUAACAUAGCAAUCGGAUUAUUAUAAGAAUCGUUUGGCUGGCUAAGCUAAAAUGUAUACUACCUAGUCAUUGAAUGAGAUUACAAAAUAUUUUGUAUAUAAUUUGUUGAAAUUACCUUACUGAAUUAUUUAUUUGGUAUUUCAUGAUGUAUAUUUUUAAGAAAUAAAAUAUUUCGAACAUC